CGAGAGAGAGAGAGAGAGGUGUAUCUUGAUUUCGUUUUUUUAAAUUUCUAAUAAUAUCUGUCAUUAGCCUCAACAUUUAAUGUUUUUAUUCAACGAUAUGAACGAUGAAUAUGAAGGAAAGAGAGGAAUCAAUAAAACCCUUGGAUACUACCGUGUCCUUUGAAAAUUACAUCGAACAUUUAAUAACGUUAUUGAAGUAUCUUCGUAUUUGGCGACAAAGGAAUAUAUUUUCUAUGUCAAAACUAAUCGUACUAACCAUCACGAUUGCACUAUCUCUCUUUGCUAAUUUUGUACUUAUAAUAUCGGAAAUUCUAAUGGUGUCGGGUAACUCCGAUGUCGAGCGACUUUCGAAUACUAUCAAUCCUUUGGGUCUUCAUAUGACCGGUUUCAUCAAAUGGAUUUAUUGUAUAAGCAAGAGCAAAGAAAUUAGUAGGAUCGUUGCUGAUUUAAAUCGAUGUUACUUACUUUCGAAGAAAACUAGAAUCAGUAAGACAGGAUGUGAUUUUUCUAAAACGGAAAUGGAAACGGUAUAUAAAGAUUCAAGGAUAUGGCAAUAUGUGUGGACAACGUUUUGCGUUUACGGAAUACUUCACUGGUGUUUCAAUGCACUUAUUCAAAAAUAUUAUGGUCAGAUGAACAAUUUGAAUACAAAUGAUAGUAACGCCAACAUUGAUUAUGAUUCAUUACCAUAUAUAACAUGGCAACCAUGGGAUAUCGGAACUGACAAGGGUUAUGCUUAUUCAUUUAUUAUUCAAUUGAUUGGUGCAUUAACCUCGACUGUUGGUGCAGCUUGUUACGAUAGCUUGCAUAUUUGUAUUUUAAUGGUAAUUUGUGGACAAUUGCGAUGCUUAUACUUUUCAUUGAUCGAAAUUGAUACUAUCGUCGAUGCAAGAAUAUCCAAGGAUCUGGAAUCUUUUGGGAAUUUACCAAUGUUUGUACAAUGCUUAGAAAAUAUAAUCAUCAUUUGCUUGUUAUCUUUUGAAAUGUCGGUCAUUGAAAUUAAGACGGACUCGGAAUCAAUGACGAAAUUACUGAGUUUAUUAGAAUACUUUUCAGCAUUGUCAGUGCAAUUAUACAUCUUUUGUUUUUAUUCUACCAGAAUUUACUCGUUGGGUUUACAAAUCGCCGAUGCCGUCUAUGCAUGUAACUGGGAAAUAACAAUAUAUGAUAAAAUAGAAAACACAACAAAAGACAAGCAAUUAAUAAUGAAAGUAAAACAUUUGAUACUAUUAUUAUCAUUACGUGCUCAGAAGCCUAUUAUAAUGACUGGCGGUCCAUUCUAUGUAUUAUCUUUGGAGACUUUUAAAUCAAUAAUGAGUUUUGCAGUUUCGAAUGCAGUAAUACUUCGACAAUUAUCUGAAAAUUAAUGUUUAAUUUUAAUAGUUUGAUUUUUAAUUAAAAAUGAAGAAAAUAUAUAUAUAUAUAUAUAUAUAUAUAUAUAUAUAUAUAUAUAUAGGUAUCGAUAAAAGCGAAUAAAUUGCAUUAUUACACAUAGUGAUCGACUAUUGAAAAAUAUUUCCAAAGAGAAUGUUUUCCUUCAUUCGCCAUUUUUACGCAUAGUAUUAUAUAUACACACACACACAUAUAUAUAUAUAUGAAUCCAGCAACGACGUAGAAUAACCUAUUGAAAUAUAUGCGCUCCUAAUAAAAAGACGACAAUCCGCAGAUGACUCGCGCAGUUGGCGCGCAUGUAAACACCGCUCGAAUCCAAAGUUCCGACUGAACAACGUGACAUUAACUUUUAUAUAAACGACCUUCUUAUCUCUCUUGUAGAUUAUAUUUCCAUCGUGAAAUUAAUAAAUACUAUUUGUAUAUCUUUUGCUAUCGUUCUCAUCCAUCGGAAGAAUAAAUUCAAUGUUAAGAAUAAAAAAAAAAAAAAAGGAAAAGAAAAAAAUCUUUCCAAUGUCUAUAUCGUCAUACAUCAAUUUUAAAACAUAAUAAUUUGAAUAAAAUGUAAUCGAUAUGCAAAUUUAACGAGUAUUAAUAAACAUAUAUAAACGAUUAAUUUUUUAUUAAUUAAUAAUAACAUUUAAACGUAUACAUCUACAAAUUUUAUAACAACACGAAAAAAUC
This is a messenger RNA of Vespula vulgaris, 2073 nucleotides long. RefSeq lists its product as uncharacterized. Bases 111 to 1367 code for a protein of 418 amino acids. Gene Ontology annotation, cellular component: plasma membrane. Gene Ontology annotation, biological process: detection of chemical stimulus involved in sensory perception of smell; sensory perception of smell. Gene Ontology annotation, molecular function: odorant binding; olfactory receptor activity. Lineage: Eukaryota; Metazoa; Arthropoda; Insecta; Hymenoptera; Vespidae. The record is from RefSeq and is a predicted model, not a curated record. The transcript has 6 exons.